AUGGAUCAACAACCGCUCGAGGAUGACGAUGAUUAUUCGAUGUUAUCGCUCGAGGAUAAUUGUUCAUUGUCCUCUAACAAUGAUGACGGUGAAGAAAAGAACAAUCAAAGGGAUGAACACGAAAAGACAAAAGUGAAUGGCGAAAAUUUUUUAGAACAAAACCUUAACUCGAGUAAAUCCUCUUCAACGAUGAGGAUGAAUUCCGAAUUGAUAGACGAAGACAAUUUGGAUCAAGAUUGUCCAUUUUUCUCGGACAGUGACGAGAUGGAGAAUGAUUAUCGGGAAGGAAAGCAAACCGGGGAAGAGUGCCCACAGGUAUCUUGUUCGACGCCGAUUUCUGAAUCGAAAUCACUUGAAAGCGAAUGUUCCGACCAAGAUUGUCCCUUCUUCUCGGAUAGUGAUGAAAAAGACGAGCCAAUAAUGCCCGAUGCAAUACUUUCUAAGGCGGACGAACCAAUAAUGACAGAUGCAAUACUUCCCAAGCCGGACAAACCUAUAACGGCCCCUCCUAAACCAAAAUAUGUGGAAGCGAAGAGUCCCGCAAAUAAAGCACUAUACGACGACCUAUUUCACACGAGCCGCUUAUCAGAAACGAAAUCGGUUGGGGUUCAAGUCGGGAAUUGCGAUUGUGCACGACGGAAACUACUUCAGAAACAGACAGAAGAUCCCCUUUGCGCUGACUUUACCACUCCAUUGUGCUGUGUUGACGGAUGUGAUCGACGCCGAGUGUCUCUCAUCAAAAUGAUUCGCGAUUUGAUUCGUUUGGCUCGUGUUGAAAGCAAUCGAUUUAAGAGAGAAUUAAAAGAUGCUUCUUUACGAUUGCUCACAAAACCGCACGUUAAAUGCCCAAAUUGUCGAUUGGAGUUUCGCGAUUCUACAGACAAGCGAAUAAUGCCGAGUUAUGUGAAGAAACUGCGUAGAUCAAUGACACUCGAGCUGCAAUUUGACUCAAUGGAUGCGAUGUACGAAUGGGCAUUUAUACACGGUAUCGACAAAGACCGCAAUGAAAUUCCAACACUAAUUCACGCCGAACAAAUCACCGAGCAUAUGAGUCUUCGAGAGGUUGGCAGCUUUCUACCUGAUUUGGCAGUGGAGAUGACAAAGGAAAUGUUUCGACGGAAAGCAGAAGAGAAAGCGAAUAAAUCUUGUGUAAAAGAUCGGCCGGAAUUUAUGAAGAAUCCGAAGGGAGUGUUGGAUUUGGUUAGGAAAAGGAAAGAAGCGAUGAAGCGAAAUGAUGAAACUCCAAGUACGAGCGAGUCACUUACAUCGAACAAGAAAAGGAAAAUGCUUACACCUGGGAAUACAAAUGAGACAAUGGAGCCAAUAAAGAAAAAGCGAAAAUAUAACGAUACCACCGGAUGCGAAGAUUGUGAUAAAGAACUGAAGGCAUCAUUUUUGUGGAAACAUUUCGGAUGUCCUGUUUGUGAUGCUUGUAGAGAUGUAAAUGGUGCGCAUCGACUGGUUCCCCGUCGUUUGGCCAUUUCGAAAUAUGGGCUAAAGAAAGCUGAACUAGACACAAGAAAACCAUUGCUUCGAUUUGUCACGGUAAGUCAAGAUGGAGAGCGCUUUUAUUUGACAAAACAGUUGGAAGAUCGAUUACUGGAGCUUCGUGGAAAUGUCGAUGAUUUGCGAGGACAGAUAAAGCAAAGAGAAAAAGACAAAGAGAAUUUUCCGCUGGCAUCAACUGGGCCU
This is a messenger RNA of Mesorhabditis belari, 1692 nucleotides long. The record is from the annotation of a GenBank genome assembly. Lineage: Eukaryota; Metazoa; Nematoda; Chromadorea; Rhabditida; Rhabditidae.